AUGAAGUUCCAACGCCCGAGACACUCUACCAAGUUCACCGCGCAGAGCAUUACGCGGGAUCGUCCCGUUUCCGGCACGAACCGCCCGCUACCCAAUCUUGCUUUACUUGUAGAUCCUUUCGCCCCCGAACUUCUUAUGUUUCAACCCACCACCAUCAUCCUCUCGUUUCCCUUGCCGUCGCCCGCGAGUCUUGGUCUCGCCAGCGCUUCUUCCUUCCUCUCUUCAAUUCUUUCGCAGGGUCCUUCAGGGGGCUCUGCUCAAAAAAACCACAACAACAUGCCCAGCACGCGGUUCGUGGACAUCGAUCCAAACGGUGAUCUCUACUUGCAGAUCUCAGACAGUGAUUGCCUAGUGCGCGUGUCGAGGCAGACGCUCGCUGCAGGCUCUCCGUACUUCGCUGCGCUCUCCGGCUGUCGCAAUGACUGGCGGGAGGCCUCGAUCAUCAACACUGGCACAUCGCUGAACCCGGCUCGACUGCCAGUCCCCGAAACAGACGAAGACGCCUUGACUGCGAUGUGUCAGAUCCUACACUCACAACAGGAUCAAGUUCGAAUCAACAACCCAAAGUCGAUCGUACGCUUGCUGGCCUUGGCAAACCACUGGAUAUGCGGCGAUGCGGUUCACGCUGCGUCGAGCGACAUCUUUCGGCAGAUGGUUGACACGGAAUCCAACGACGGCCUCGGGCUACUGGUGUACGCGGCCCACGUCAUGGACGACGCUGAGUUCUUCAGCAAGUUCACACAUCGCCUUGUUGGGUUGCAUGAUUCGAACCAGCCGAACUCAAGAAGAGUGAUCGGACGGGACGACCUCAACUUCGUCCGACAGACCCAAGGCGCGCCCGAGAUGGACAUACGAAAGUUGGACGAUGAGCUUUUCAACCGCUACGUACACAAGUCGGACCAACUCAUCUGCGCGGUCGAAAGCUGCAUGGACGAAGUCACCAAGUACCUGCAGCCACAGUUCGACCACGAGGACUCGAGGACUGGGCAAGAGUGUAGCAUCAACGCCGAUGUAGCUGCCGCAUACACUCUGGGUCUUGCACGUGUCGGUCUCUGGACCGUCCAUUACGUGAAGCACAAGCCCAUCGAGCCCAUCCGAGAGGCAAUGGCAGACUUCAAGAUUCCAACAGUCCACAAAGACCGACCUUUCUGCGGUAACCCGUUCUGGGGACACGACAAUGAAGGAGAGAAAACAAACAAUCAGCAGCUGAAUCCAAAGGCACCCGCUGCUCCUGCUGCAGAUACACUCUCCUCCACAGCCACUGCAGCACCACAUUCGUCUCCGUUGGCUCAAAGACCCGGGCCUGCGCCAUUAGCAGGCAUUCCCGCAACACCUUCUGCACAGCCUACUCAGCCAGCUACCUCGUCGCCAAACCCUCCAGCGCCGUCUCUUGCCUGGAAGCAACGCAGACUCCAGCACUGUGGCAGAAACGCCUUCGCUUGCAGCUGCAUUCGAUACGCUCGUGAAAGGACUUGCGGGUCCUACGUCGAUGGGCAGGAAUGGAAAGGUGGACCUCGUUUUACAGUCAAUUCAUAG
Messenger RNA from Zasmidium cellare ATCC 36951, 1536 nucleotides. RefSeq lists its product as uncharacterized. Bases 1 to 1536 code for a protein of 511 amino acids. The transcript has 3 exons. NCBI's taxonomy places the organism in Eukaryota, Fungi, Ascomycota, Dothideomycetes, Mycosphaerellales, Mycosphaerellaceae. The record is from RefSeq and is a predicted model, not a curated record.